AUGAGACUGAUAUCUCAACUAAGUUUUAUUACAUAUGUCACGGCCAGAGGUAGAAGGCCUUUGAUAGACAGUGUGUAUGAUAAUGGGCCCUUUAACUGUUUGAAUGGUCGGUUUGACAACCUACACAUUGGAUACAGUAAAAUGAGUGACGAUAUAGAAUCUCUGGAUGAAUAUCUUAAAGAGGAAAACUACAAAAACUUGCCUCCUGAAUUACAGCUUAAGCAACUGAAUAAGGACAAGCAGAUGUACAAUAAUCUCAAAAGACUGAUUAGAAGGAGCAAAAAGUACGAAAUGCCACAAACUGAGGUGGUCUCGGAGGUAGUCUAUCCUCCUCCCAGCGCCGAUAGCAGUGACAAUAGUGGCCAGCUAGAGAGUAAAAUAAAUAGCAUACGCGAGAUAUAUGAUAGAAACUACGAGCCAGUGAGAACACAGUUGAAUUCAAACACUACACUCGAGUUUGUGACCUCAAUAAUACAACAGCCAGUACCCUCAGACGAUAUGGAUAUUAAGGGCACGAACAGUAAUUGCAGCAGUACUAUUAACCCCGAUAGUACCCACUCUAACAGCGACACGUCAACUUGUGGUAGGUCUGGCAAUAACCAGGAUCGACCACGGAGCAACUUCAACCUGAAUAACGAACAGUAUUUUACGAUAAAGGACUACACAGAGAGUGAACCGAUCCACGAAAACGAGAUAUACCUGCGGGAGAUAAAUGAGAGUUUGGCGAGGAGGAAGAGGCCUCCAAUCACCGUUGAUGACACAAGUGUCGGUAUCGAUGAUGAGUUAAAAUUUGCUUCCAAUGAUGGCACUGGGCCAGGUGACACUGACAAGUUGGAUAAAUUCGAAAGACUAAACAGCAAUAAAAGAUUCGUGAGGGAGCUCAGAAAGCUAAGACUAAAAAAGGCGACACAGUACAGAAAGUUUCUAAGUUACAUGAGGGACACGCGAGAGAAGAGUCAGAAUAGCUACUACCAUCAGCUCCCAGUGAACGAGAAGGGGUACAGAGAAUACACCAUUGAGGACAUCCCAAAGUUCAGUUACGAGGAGAUGCAGGAGGAGCUGAGGAACAGGGGAUACCGGUGCUCGUACGAAAAGGAGGAUUUAGAGCAGCUGCUGAGGGUGGCGCUGAAACAGGACGACGAGUGGAGAUACGAGAACAUUGUGAAGCAGGAAUUGAGCGUCGAUAACAUGAACCUGCCUGAGGCAGCCAGAAAUAAGCUAAAGAAGCUCAACGAAAAGGUUGAAAUGUUGAACGAGACAGCUGAGGCCGAUGACAUGAGCAUUAGAAUAAAGAGGCUGGAAAACAUGAUGGAUCUGAUGGAGUUCCACACUGACCCGGUAAAAUUAAGUUUAAUCCAUCUAGUCUAG
This is a messenger RNA of Theileria orientalis strain Shintoku, 1368 nucleotides long. RefSeq lists its product as hypothetical. The transcript is spliced from 6 exons. The record is from RefSeq and is a predicted model, not a curated record. Lineage: Eukaryota; Apicomplexa; Aconoidasida; Piroplasmida; Theileriidae. The coding region runs from base 1 to 1368 and encodes 455 amino acids.